This is a messenger RNA of Mixia osmundae IAM 14324, 993 nucleotides long. RefSeq lists its product as uncharacterized. Gene Ontology annotation, molecular function: heat shock protein binding. The record is from RefSeq and is a predicted model, not a curated record. The transcript has 2 exons. Bases 1 to 993 code for a protein of 330 amino acids. Lineage: Eukaryota; Fungi; Basidiomycota; Mixiomycetes; Mixiales; Mixiaceae. Gene Ontology annotation, cellular component: cytoplasm; nucleus.
AUGGAGGAAGAUCCGGCGGUCAAGAUCUUCGGAAGCGAAGAUCCAGAUCUAUAUGGCGCGCUCGAAUUGAGCUCACCCAACGCGACCGUCGAAGAGAUCAGGAAGGCCUACCGACGGCUUGCUCUACGGUACCAUCCAGACAAGAUUGCCAAGGAUGCCUCUGCCGAGACCCAAGAAGCGGCUACAGUAGCAUUCCAGCGUGUAGGAUACGCAUAUGCCGUCCUGAGCGAUGAGAAGAGGCGGACAAAAUUCGACAAGACGGGCAGAACAGACACGAGUUUCUGGGACGACAAGGGCGAUGAUGGCGCGGCUUGGACAGACUACUUCAAGGAACUCUACGAAGAGAAAGUCACUUCAGCAAAGAUUGAGGAGUUCAUGCAGCAGUACAGAGAUUCUGACGAAGAGCGCGCUGAUCUCUAUCAGGCUUACACUGAUGGCGCAGGCUCGCUCGAAUAUAUCUUUGAUCAUAUCAUGGGCUGCAACAUCCUCGCAGACGAGGAACGCUUCAUCGACGCCAUCAACGCCGGCAUCAAGUCAAAGAGCUUGAUCAGCUUGCCGGCGUGGAAGAAAGCACUCAAAGACACCAAGGCGAGGGACAAGCUUCGCAGGUCUGCUCGUGCAGAAGCUGUCGAAGCGGAAGAGAUGGCCAGAGAACUCGGCGUACACGAGACGCUUUUCAAGUCCAAGGGCAAGAAAGGCUCAAACAAGGCGCGUGCGGACGAUGACAAAGAAAACGAAGCUAGCGGCGAGGAUGCACUGAGAGCGCUGAUACAACAGCGGGGCACGAAGCGGUACGACGAUAUGCUGGCGAGCAUCGAGUCCAAGUACGGCUCUGUGGACGCAAAAGGCAAGAAAGGCAAACCGGGCAAGAAAGCUCAGGCGGAAGCCAUGCCGACGGACGAAGAGUUUGAGCGCAUCCAGGCCGAGCUCGACGCAAAGCGCAAGUCUACCUCGAGCACUCCUGCGGGUCGCAAGAAGGCAAGAAAGGCUUGA